This is a messenger RNA of Manis pentadactyla (Chinese pangolin), 330 nucleotides long. Its product is annotated as oncomodulin. Bases 1 to 330 code for a protein of 109 amino acids. Gene Ontology annotation, cellular component: cytoplasm; nucleus. Lineage: Eukaryota; Metazoa; Chordata; Mammalia; Pholidota; Manidae. The record is from RefSeq and is a predicted model, not a curated record. The transcript has 4 exons. Gene Ontology annotation, molecular function: calcium ion binding.
AUGAGCAUCACAGAUGUCCUUAGUGCUGAUGACAUCGCAGCAGCCCUGCAGGAGUGCCAAGACCCAGAUACUUUUGAACCCCAAAAAUUCUUCCAGACAUCAGGCCUCUCCAAGAUGUCGGCCAAUCAGGUGAAGGAUGUUUUUCGGUUCAUAGACAAUGACCAGAGUGGAUAUCUGGAUGAAGAAGAGCUUAAGUUUUUCCUCCAGAAGUUUGAGAGUGGUGCUAGAGAACUGACUGAGUCAGAAACCAAGUCCUUGAUGGCGGCUGCAGAUAAUGAUGGUGAUGGAAAAAUUGGGGCUGAUGAAUUCCAGGAAAUGGUGCAUUCUUAA